Molecule: messenger RNA, 6823 nt
Organism: Asparagus officinalis (garden asparagus)
Lineage: Eukaryota; Viridiplantae; Streptophyta; Magnoliopsida; Asparagales; Asparagaceae
Product: thyroid adenoma-associated protein homolog
Exons: 4
Coding region: 251-6709 (2152 amino acids)
Biological process (GO): tRNA methylation
Cellular component (GO): cytosol
Source: RefSeq, a predicted model, not a curated record
AAGGUCAUUUCACGUUAACUGCUGCAACACCUAAAGCCCUAACCUUGGUAAUCCCCCUCAUCAUCCUCUCUUCCACCAUCAAUUUCUGCGGGAAUUGGCGAGAAUUUUAAAAAAGAGGGGCUUUCUUCAAAUCACAGAAACCCUAAUCUUCUCUCGAGGUGAAAUUCCAGCUCUCUCACUUUUUAGCUCUCGCAUCAAAUUGCUUCAAGUUCGUAAAAAUCCCCCCUUAAAAAUUGUAGAAUUUUACAAAAUGUCUGCAAAGUGGCGAGCUUUGCAACACAGGCACAAAUACACUUACAGUUCAGUCGUCUUCCCCAAAUCCUUCAUCGAAACCCUUAAGCUAAUCCCUUCACAAAUCUGCUCAUCCUUCGGGUUUUUCUCCGACUUGGAAGAAUUGAUCUCGCUGAACUCCACUUACUCCCAGCUCUCUGCGGUCAAAUCGCUGUCUUCAUCUUUCUCCCAGUUGCUCUCCUCUGAAGAAGCGACCGCUGACAUUGUUGCCGCUGCUUCUAAACUCUACUUGGAAAUCUUAUUUCUCGAGAACUCUCUGCCUCUUCAUAGAACCCUAAUUUCUCCAUUAACUAAGAGCAGAAAGUUCCUUCCUUUGCUUAGCGAAUGCUUUGAAUCUCUAUGCGAGGAGUAUGGUGAUUUGAGUAGGAAGGGAAAGAAGAGGUUUGUAGUAUCGCGGGCUGCUUUGUCGUUGAUGGGAUUUCCAAAGUUGGGAUUUCUAAAUGAGACGGUUGAGAAAUGCGCGGUUUUGGUGGCAAAGGAUGUGAGGUUCGGAUUGACGGGGGUGUUUUUGGAUAUAGAAUGCGGGUCCCGACCAUCACCCAUUGUGAUGGAGCAAUGCCAAGAGGCGAUGUCAUGCUUGUAUUACCUGUUGCAGAGGUAUCCUACCAAGUUUUUGGGGUUGCAAGGGGGUGCGGACGCUUUGGAGAGUGUUGUUAGAAGCAUACUUAAUGUAUUGAAGUCGUCGGCUUUUUCAAGAGAUUGCUUUGUUGCUGCUGGUGUCAGCUUCUGCGCCGCCAUUCAGGCUUGUAUGAGCCAUGAAGAGCUCGCUUCUUUUAUUUCCAGAGGGUUCUUUGGCAUUUAUGGUGCUGAUGGAGAAGUCGGGGACGUGGGUGUGAAAAAAGUAAUGCCUAAUGGUGAUUUGUACUUGGAGAUUGCAGAUUUCCCAGUUCUGAGCAGGCUUUGUAUGCUUAGAGGGAUUCUUACAGCUAUUCCCAGGACUGUGCUCAACGCCCCUUUUGUUGAUCCAAUUAAUCAGUUCAUAUGGACGAUAUUGUAUAAUGGCAUUCUUCCAGAGCUCUGUAGCUAUUGUGAAAAUCCUGCUGAUAGCCAUUUCAAUUUCCAUGCGCUGACAGUGACACAGAUUUGUUUGCAACAGAUUAAAACAUCGAUUUUAGCAGAUCUUACUGAUUUUUCUGUAAAUUAUAAUCCGCUCCCUGAAGGGAUGAUGAAUCGCAUACUGAAAAUAAUUUGGAGUAAUAUUGAUGACCCUUUAAGUCAGACGGUCAAGCAAGUGCAUCUAAUCUUUGACCUCCUUCUGGAUAUCGAGGCAUCUCUUCCAUCAGGAGAAGAUGGUGACAGGACUGAGUUGUUGCUGUUGAAGAUUGUAACGGAUCUUCUUUGCCUGGGGCCACGUUGCAAGGGCAGGUAUGUGCCUUUAGCUUCUGUCACCAAACGAUUGGGUGCAAAAUCUGUGCUCGACUUAAAUCCCAACCUCUUAUCUGAGACAGCAUAUGCUUAUGCAGAUGAUGAUGUCUGUUGUGCAGUGACAUCAUUCUUGAAAUGCUUUCUCGAGUGCCUACGUGAUGAAUGUUGGAGCCAUGAUGGUGUUGAGAAAGGGUAUGAAACAUUUAGAGGGCUUUGCUUACCCCCUAUUUUGCAUGGGCUCACAUCUGGCCAUUCAAAACUCCGAUCGAAUUUGAAUACUUAUGCUCUACCAGCAGUUCUUGAAAUUGAUACAGACAGCAUAUUCCAAAUGCUUGCAUUUAUCUCGGUUGGUCCAAGCAGGAAAGAAAAUAGAUUCACUUUAGACUUAAAAAUUGAUCAGUGUGUAGCUGCACUGGUUUCCUUGCUUAAGGUUUCUCGCACCCUUGCUCUACUUGAGGGGGAUAUUGAUCUAGACCAAGAUUUGUCAGUGCAACCGAAAAGUUCUGAUCAGGCUGCUCUUAUAUGUGUAAAGGGGAUAAAUGUCACAGUACCCGUCAAAUGGUUUGUCUUGGCACUGACCCAUGCUGAUGAAAGUCUACGUAUAGAUGCUUCUGAGUCUCUCUUCCUGAACCCCAAGACAGCCAGUCUCCCAUCAUCACUAGAGCUCAGCUUGUUGAGGGAGGCAGUGCCACUAAAUAUGCGAUGUUGUUCAACAGCCUUUCAGAUGAAAUGGACAAGCUUAUUUAGGAAGUUCUUCUCUAGAGUGCGCACAGCAUUGGAGAGGCAGAUGAAACAAGGUUCAUGGCAACCAGUUGCUUGUAUUGAUAAAAAUGGGGUCAGCAGUUGUCAGUAUGAUGAUGCAGUGGUGGUGUUUUCUAGAGCAGAAAACCUUUUCCACUUCAUGAAGUGGCUCAGUUGUUUUCUUCUUUACUCAUGUUAUCCCUCUGCACCAUAUGAGAGGAAAACCAUGGCAAUGGAGCUUAUUCUUAUCAUGGUUGAUGUCUGGCCUACGAGUAUUGCUCAAGGAAAAGAUUCUCUCUGUCCUUAUAGUGAAGGGUUUACUUCACCAGAAUCAACAUUAUGCUUAGUUGGGUCUAUAAUCGAUAGUUGGGAUAGGCUGAGAGAAAACUCUUUCCGCAUUCUUUUAUCAUUUCCAACCCCACUUCCAGGAAUUUCCUCUCACAACUCAGUAAAUGAAUUGAUUAAGUGGGCGAAGAAGUUAGUUUGCAGUCCACGUGUUAGAGAGAGUGAUGCCGGUGCAUUGGCUUUUCGGCUCAUAUUCAGGAAGUAUGUAUUGGAGCUAAAGUCGGUAGUUGGAGUUUGUAAUGAUGUUUUUCUCAAUUCUCAAUCUGAGUUUAUAAAUGGACAGGUACAAAUGAUUAAAGUCAGGUCCCCUGUCGUCGAAUAUAUAUCUUCACUUAUUGAAUGGCUGGACAAUGUUGUUGAAGAAGGGGAGAAGGACCUUUCAGAAGCAUGUAGAAAUAGUUUUGUUCAUGGAGUAUUGCUUACACUCCGCUACACAUUUGAGGAGUUGGACUGGAAUUCUGAGGUAGUCCUGUCCUGUAACUCUGAGAUGAGAUGUAUGCUAGAGAAGCUUCUGCAACUACUUAUGCGUGUGACUUCAUUGGCCCUUUGGGUGGUUUCGGCAGAUGCAUUGUCUAUUCCAUAUGACAUGGAUGAUGUUCUUGAUGAUGGUUCUUUCCUCAUAGAUGAGCAGGUGGAGAUGGCUGCAUCUGAAUCCUUGCCAGAACCUGUUGAUGCAAAAUUGAAAUUGGAGAAUGAUGGCAGGCCAGCAGAACAGGCUGUCAUGGUUGGUUGUUGGCUUGCUAGAAAUUUCUAUAUUAGUCUUCUCUUGGGAACCAUCGUCAGAAAAAUUCCAUUGCCAAGCACAAGCAGCACUCUUUCUGAUUCUUCUGAUGGCUGCACUUCUGAUGAAAUGGGAUUGGCUGUUGAGCCUGAUCCAAUGCUUGACUUGCAACAGUUGGAGACGAUUGGGAACCAUUUCUUACAAGUCCUUCUGAAAAUGAAGCAUAAUGGUGCAAUUGAUAAGACGAGGGCCGGUUUCACUGCUCUAUGCAAUCGCCUUCUUUGCUCAAAUGACCCAAGGCUUUGCAAAAUGACAGAGUCAUGGAUGGAGCACCUAAAGGAAAGGACCAUUGCCAAGGGGCAAACUGUGGAUGAUUUAUUGAGGAGAAGUGCUGGAAUACCUGCUGCUUUCAUUGCUCUUUUCCUUUCAGAGCCGGAAGGAACACCGAAAAAAUUACUUCCCAAAGCAUUAAGGUGGUUGAUAGAUGUUGCUAAGAUGUCAGUCUGCAACACCCAUGAAGAUGAUAAUGAGAAGAGUGAAGUGCUGCAUAACAACUUUAUGAAAAAUCAAUCGGAAACUUCCACAGAGGAAGUACGAGAAAAUGGAAGGGUCUCAAAGAUCCGAGAUGAGGGGGUAAUACCAACUGUUCAUGCAUUCAAUGUACUUAGAGCUGCUUUCAACGAUGCAAAUUUGGCGACUGAUACAUCAGGGUUUUGUGCUGAGGCUAUGAUUGUUGCGAUACGCGCAUUCUCAUCUCCUUACUGGGAAGUGCGUAACAGUGCCUGUCUUGCAUAUACUGCAUUAGUUCGUCGUAUGAUUGGAUUUCUCAAUGUUCAGAAGCGCGAGUCAACAAGACGUGCAUUGACUGGGCUUGAAUUCUUCCAUAGAUAUCCAGCUCUGCAUCCUUUCUUGUUGAGCGAAUUGAAGAUUGCCACCGAACUGCUCAAUGAUGGUAGUUCUAGACAUGCAGAAUCUAACAUUGCAAAAGCUAUUCACCCAAGCUUGUGCCCCAUUCUCAUCCUUCUAUGCAGACUCAAACCUUCUCUAAUCAGCAGCGGGAAUGAUGAUAUUUUAGAUCCAUUUGCAUUCACGCCUUUUGUCAGGAGGUGUGGAACCCAAAGUAAUCUCCGAGUUCGUGUGCUUGCUUCAAGGGCUCUAGUUGGUUUGGUAUCUAAUGAAAAACUGCAGGAUGCCCUUAGCAUCAUAGCUCAAGGUUUGGCACAUGGAAGAUCUCCUACGUCUGUCAAUAUGAGCAAUGGGGACAAAACUGCUGUUUCCCUUUCUUUCAAUUCGAUUCAUGGAAUCCUGUUGCAGUUGUCUACACUUAUUGAUAACAAUUGCAGAAACUUGACUGAUACUAGCAAGAAAGAACAAAUUGUUGGUGAACUGAUCAGGGUUAUCUCGAACUGCUCAUGGAUUGGCAGCACUAGGUCAUGUCCUUGCCCUACUUUAGUUUGCUCAUAUUUGAGAGUUUUAGAUGAGAUGCUUGUUAUUGCAAGAACUUCAGCUAUAAGCCACCAUGUCACUACCAUUCAAAACCUUUUGUUGGAGUUAGCCUCUGAGUGCCUGGAUGUACAAGGAUUAUUUGGGCCAGCUCUGCAUGAUCCAACUAUAGUUGAGCUCCGGGGGCAAGCAGCUGCCUCCUAUUUUGGCUGCCUAUUUGCAGAGACUUCAGAAGUACAUGUGGAAGAGUUUCAAGCUCAGGGAUCUGCUCCAGCUACUUCCCACCUCUCUAACAUGGCACUUCAUGAAAGAAUAACUUCUUGCAUUUCAGAUACAAUGCAUGAAGUCAGAGACACAACGCUGAAGAAGCUCUUUGGAUUAUUGAAAUCUAUGAAGCCUAAUGAUCGAAAAGGAGCUAUUGCCUUGUGGGCUGAGACCCAUCUACAAUCUAUGAUGAUGUCACGACUAGCUGUGGAAGAGAGCCCAAAAUGUAUUUAUUACAUUUUGAAGAUCAUUUUCUCUUGGCAUACUCUAGAAUGGGAGGUCAACACUGCCGUGGCUGAUCUUGAAUCUGUGCUUGGCUUCUGGAAGAGGUUGGUCCUUUUGAACAGCACAGUAAUGCGCUUGAAGACCCGAGAAAUUCUCAUAUGCUGCAUGGCCAUGAGUGUAAAGCAGUUGGUCGCUUUGCUUCAUAGAUUUAUCGAAGGAGAGUGUGCUGACCGGAAGGGAUUGGUUGAAGCUCUUGAUUGUAUCAGUUCUUUUGUUGUGCUAGUUAAGCAGCACAGCUUACCAUCAGAGCCUGUGAACAUGAGGAAGGCAGCAGCUGAAGCCAUAGUAGCGUCUGGGUUGCUUCAGGAAGCUUCAUCAAUUGCAUCAUUCGUAUGUAACGAUCCAUUUGAAGCGCCUCAAAUUAUCGAAGUCGAGGACAUUGGAACUUCUAAAUUAGAUUUACCUGCGGCAACCAGUUUCUAUGCUCGUAGAAUACUAGACUUAUGGUUUACGUGUAUACAGCUCUUGGAGGAUGAGGAUUUUGCUCUGAGGCAAAAGCUUGCUAAUGAUGUCCAGAAGUAUGUAAAUUCUGAAGGAUUGGAGGGAAACCGAGACCAUGACACUGUACCAAGUCAAGUCGAUCAGGUGAUUCAAUCAAGUUUUGUGUUCUUGUCAGCAAUCUUUGGCCGCUGGAUCGAGUACCUGAAUUGCUUGUGUGGGUACGUCCUCAGUGCUGCUGGUUCGGUGAGUUCUCAAGGAGACUUGGUUCGGAGGAUAUUUGACAAAGAGAUUGAUAACCAUCAUGAAGAAAAGCUGCUGAUAUGCCAAAUUUGCUGCUGCCAUCUGGAAAAACUCCUGGUUCAGAAAUCUACAGAAGUUGGGUCGCAUCCUGAGCGCUUGGUUGAGAGAAAUGUUGGGAUUUUCUUGAAGACGUGGAGGCUUAGAUUCUUAAAGCAAUUGACAUCCUUCGCCAACAGUUGUGUUGAGUCUGUGAAGGUAGCAGACUGGAUUGGAGGCAUAGGUAACCACAAGGAUGCUUUUAUAUCGAUGUAUGCAAAUCUGCUAGGCCUUUAUGCUCUCACACAAAGCCACUAUCUGUGGCAGCUAGAUAAUGAUGAGAGCAAGGUGAACUCGUCGGAGUUUGCUGAACUUAAAGGGAUUAUCAGACCAUUUCUUGGAAAUCCAUUGAUUUCUAACCUGUAUUCGUUAGUCAUCCAAUCGCAUGAGAAGGUGCAUGCAGUUUCAUUGGCUGCAGAAUACAGGAGAGAUUGUUUGAACUGGGAAGGUUUUAAUCCCUAUUUUCUUCUUAGGUGAUGCCAGCUGUUGAAACAUUCAGAUUUCAAUUUAAUGUAAUUUGUAAACGCACACUAACACAAGUCAUUUAUUAAAAGUUGAUUCAAUGGUAUAUUCAGAGAACGCGUUGUUUUA